Molecule: messenger RNA, 2245 nt
Organism: Dryobates pubescens (Downy woodpecker)
Lineage: Eukaryota; Metazoa; Chordata; Aves; Piciformes; Picidae
Gene: PLEKHD1
Product: pleckstrin homology and coiled-coil domain containing D1
Exons: 13
Coding region: 237-1745 (502 amino acids)
Source: RefSeq, a predicted model, not a curated record
UGGGCUGUGUUGUGUGCUGUCCGUAAUGCUUCAGGAAGCAGCCCGUCAUGAGGAGAUGCUCAUCGUCUGUGCAUCGGGGACAGAAUUAUUGACUGAGUGCUGAGCAGCCAAGUUAUUGAUUCAAACCCCAGCCCAUUCUCUCCGUCUGCCGCUCACAGGGACUGCCUACAUGCUUCUGGUUCAUUGCAUUUAAUCGGAUUCCCUGAGCUGCCACGCCGAGGGGAAGGGUUAGGAUCAUGUUUGCUUCAAAAUCCAGCUCCGUAUCUCCUUCUCCAUCCAUGGAGCAGGCCGAUUCAGAUGCUCUGGACAUCAGCACCAAAGUGCAGCUGUACGGCGUGCUCUGGAAGAGACCCUUCGGGAGACAGUCGGCCAAAUGGUCCAGGAGGUUCUUCAUUAUUAAGGAAAGUUUCCUGCUCUACUAUGCUGAGAGUGAAAAGAAGAGUUUUGAAAGCAAUAAAUACUUUAAUAUCCACCCUAAGGGUGUCAUACCCCUGGGAGGUUGCAUUGUGGAGCCUAAAGAGGAGCCCAACAUGCCUUAUGCCAUAAAGAUCUCUCACGAAGACUUCCAUGGUAACAUUGUUCUAGCAGCUGAAUCAGAGCCUGAGCAGGCUCAGUGGCUGGAGAUGCUGCAGGAGUCUGGAAAAGUGACCUGGAAGAAUGCCCAGCUGGGAGAAGCCAUGAUUGAGAGCCUGGAAGCCCAAGGACUGCAGCUGGCCAAGGAGAAGCAAGAGUACUUAGAUAAGCUAAUGGAAGAAACAGAAGAGCUGUGUCUGCAGAGGGAGCAGAAAGAGGAACUCGAGCGUCUGAACCAGGUGCUGGAAGCAGAGAAGCAGCAGUUCGAGGAGGUGGUACGGGAGCUGCGACUGGAGCAGGAUCAGAUUAGAAGGGAGCUAGAGCUCACAGCCUGCUCCCUUAAAGGAGUGGAAGAAGAAAAGAAAGAGCUGCGAAGCCUGACAGAGUCCUUACAGAAAACACUAGAGGAGCUCUCGCUGGAAAAGCAGCAAAUGCUGAAGAUGCUGGAAGAAAACGAGAGCCAGCUUCCACCAACUAGCCCCAACAAGGAGCAGAGCACCACCUGGGGACUGCACUGUAGCCUGCAACAGAUUGAAGAGAAGAUGCAGCAGCUUCUGGAAGAGAAACUACUGGCAGAGAAGAGGAUGAAGGAGAACGAGGAGAGGUCGCGAGCACUGGAGGAGGAGCGAGAGUUUUACUCUUCCCAGUCUCAAGCGCUGCAGCACUCGCUCUCGGAGCUGAGUGCGGAGAAGCAACAGACAGAGAGAGACCUCAAGGCUGAGGUGAAGAUGCGCAUGGAUCUGGAGAGGAGACUGAGAGAAGCUGAGAAAGCGCUGCAAAGUUUAGAAAGAGGCUUAAAUUCUCUGGAUUGCAACAAGGAGAAAGAGGAGAAGAUGAAAGCAGAUGUCAGUAACUUGAGAAAGUUCUUUGAAGAGUGCAUCCGCAGCGCAGAGCUGGAGGCCAAGAUGCCUGUGAUCAUGAAGAACUCUGUGUACAUUCACAAGGCUGCCACUCGUCGCAUAAAGAGCUGCCGCUUCCACCACCGGAAAGGCAGCACUUCGUGGAAUGACUUGAAGCAGUCCCAGUCCUUCAUAUUCUCUCACAGAGAAGCUGAAAAUAUUGAGGAACUGAAGGAGGCAGCCAAAAGACUGAGCCGGGACCAGCACUUCAGGGCAACUCUCCAUCGAAUCAUGAGAUCACAAAAGGAUUCUGCUGCAGGGGACGAAAAGUGACUCUUGCUGGAAGGAGGCUUCUAAUCUGAACUUGCCAUUCAGUUCUGCAAAAGUUAUGCUAUCUGCACUAGGGUCAGAAGACAGAGUUGUCCUUUGCUGGGGAAAGUGUGUGUGUAGGCAAGUCCUCCAGGUAGUGGCUUUGCAGUAGUUUGAAUGCUCCCUGUAGCCUAGCAGAUCUUCUCUGCUGACCACUCCUGAUCCGUUUGCUUCAGCUGCUAAUGUUAAGCCAUAUUUUGCCAAGAUACCGUGGUCGGUGUUGAAGGGAAACACAGACCACAGCUUAGGAAGUGCCUCUUCUUGCCUUUCCUGUCUACUAUGUCUGCCAAACACAAGUGCUUCUGAGGAACUCCUCUAUCAAACUAUGCUUCAACUAGUGUAGCAUCCACAGUUAGGACACAGCUUACCUUGCUCUACCUGAUAUCCCCUAGAAAAUGGCUUGCAGCUCACCCUCUGUCAGAGCAUUUUAGCAGGGCACGUUCCCUGACGCGUUCUCUGAAGAC